AUGUCGGAGGGAGACGAGAUUGAAAGAUGUUUGGGAAGUCUCAUAUCCCCGCUGCGGGUACUACUUCAUAUUGAAGAGCCAUCUGGGGUAUGUGGUGCUAUAAUCAAAGAAAUUAAAUUAUUUAACAAAAAGCGACUACUCACUGGUUACGUCGACUCCAUCGCAGCUCGUAUUGAUAUACCUUCGACGGAGAUCUGGCGCUGUUUCAAUUCUCUCAUGCAGCUGCAUAAUUAUGUGCGUAAUAACAAGCUUGCUGAAUCUAGUCUGAAGGAUACUUUGUCACGGAAUUCCUUUGAUGAUGAGUUUAUCAAAGCAGUCAUCGACUUUAUGGAUACUGAGCAGUCUUGUAAACCUACCAUAGUGAAUGCUAUAUCUAAAUAUCCGCCAUUUCGAUCUCUUCAUUGCCGUUUACAGAUUACGGUAAGUCGUAAUAUUAUUGCGCUGCCAUUUAAUUAUUGA
Brugia pahangi is the source of this 459-nucleotide messenger RNA. The record is from the annotation of a GenBank genome assembly. Lineage: Eukaryota; Metazoa; Nematoda; Chromadorea; Rhabditida; Onchocercidae.